CGAAGCGGCGGUAGGUGUCGGUGCUGGUGGCGGCGGCGACGGUUUCGUGGCGGCCGCGCGCUGCUCUCUGAGCGGCGGGUGGCGGACGGGCUUAGGCCCUCACUCCUGACACUUCCCCUCCCCCUCCCCCCGGACAGCGCUUUCUGAAGCCAAGAUUCAUUUUGAAGAUGUUUAAUAAGUCAUUUGGAACACCCUUUGGGGGUGGCACAGGUGGCUUUGGCACAACUUCAACAUUUGGGCAGAAUACUGGCUUCGGCACUACUAGUGGAGGGGCAUUUGGAACAUCUGCAUUUGGUUCUAGCAAUAAUACUGGAGGCCUGUUUGGAAAUUCACAGACCAAACCAGGAGGAUUAUUUGGUACCAAUUCAUUUAGCCAGCCAGCUACCUCCACGAGCACUGGCUUUGGGUUUGGCACAUCAACAGGAACAUCAAAUAGCUUGUUUGGAACUGCAAGCACAGGGACCAGUCUCUUCUCAUCCCAAAACAAUGCCUUUGCACAAAAUAAACCAACUGGCUUUGGGAAUUUUGGAACAAGUACUAGCAGUGGGGGACUGUUUGGAACUACGAAUACCACCUCCAAUCCUUUUGGUAGCACAUCAGGCUCCCUCUUUGGGCCAAGUAGUUUUACAGCUGCUCCUACUGGGACUACUAUUAAGUUUAAUCCUCCAACUGGUACAGAUACUAUGGUUAAAGCUGGAGUUAGCACUAAUAUCAGUACAAAGCACCAGUGUAUUACUGCUAUGAAAGAAUAUGAAAGCAAGUCACUAGAGGAACUUCGUUUAGAGGAUUAUCAAGCUAACCGGAAAGGCCCACAGAGCCAGGUGGGAGCAGGUACCACGACUGGCUUGUUUGGGUCUUCUCCAGCCACCUCCAGUGCAACAGGACUCUUCAGCUCCUCCACCACUAAUUCAGGCUUUGCCUAUGGUCAGAACAAAACAGCCUUUGGAACUAGUACAACUGGAUUUGGAACAAAUCCCGGUGGUCUCUUUGGCCAACAGAAUCAGCAGACUACCAGCCUCUUCGGCAAACCAUUUGCCCAGGCCAUAACCACCCAGAACACUGGCUUUUCCUUUGGCAAUACCAGCACACUAGGACAGCCGAGCACCAACACCAUGGGUUUAUUUGGAGUAACCCAAGCCUCGCAGCCUGGAGGUCUUUUUGGGACAGCUACAAACACCAGCACUGGGACAGCAUUUGGAACAGGAACAGGCCUCUUUGGGCAGACCAAUACUGGAUUUGGUGCUGUUGGUUCGACCCUGUUUGGCAAUAACAAGCUUACUACAUUUGGAACCAGCACAACCAGUGCUCCUUCAUUUGGUACAACCAGUGGCGGGCUCUUUGGUAACAAACCAACCCUGACUUUAGGAACCAAUACAAACACUUCCAAUUUUGGUUUUGGCACAAAUACCAGUGGGAAUAGUAUUUUUGGAAAUAAAGCAGGACCUGGGACUCUGGGAACUGGGCUUGGUGCAGGAUUUGGAACAGCUCUUGGUGCUGGACAGGCAUCUUUGUUUGGGAACAACCAGCCUAAGAUCGGAGGGCCUCUUGGUACAGGAGCCUUUGGGGCCCCUGGAUUUAAUACUACGACAGCCACUUUGGGCUUUGGAGCCCCCCUGGCCCCAGUAGCUUUGACAGAUCCAAAUGCUUCUGCUGCCCAGCAGGCUGUUCUCCAACAGCACAUCAAUAGUCUAACGUACUCACCUUUUGGAGACUCUCCUCUCUUCCGGAAUCCCAUGUCAGACCCUAAGAAGAAAGAAGAAAGAUUGAAACCGACAAAUCCAGCAGCCCAGAAAGCUCUCACUACACCCACUCAUUAUAAACUGACACCUCGCCCUGCCACCAGAGUCCGACCAAAGGCUUUACAAACAACAGGUACAGCCAAGUCACAUCUCUUUGAUGGGCUGGAUGACGAUGAACCAUCCUUAGCGAAUGGAGCGUUCAUGCCCAAGAAGAGCAUUAAGAAGUUGGUUUUGAAAAACCUUAACAAUAGCAAUCUCUUCUCUCCUGUUAAUCGUGAUUCAGAAGAUCUAGCUUCACCAUCUGAUUAUCCAGAAAAUGGAGAGAGAUUCAGUUUCCUGAGCAAACCUGUUGAUGAGAACCAUCAGCAGGAUGGAGAUGAUGAUUCUCUUGUGUCACGUUUUUAUACUAACCCUAUUGCCAAACCCAUUCCUCAAACCCCAGAGAGUGCUGGAAAUAAACACAACAGCAGCAGCAGUGUGGAUGAUACCAUCGUUGCAUUAAACAUGCGUGCUGCCUUACGAAAUGGACUGGAAGGAAGCAGUGAAGAGACCUCUUUUCAUGAGGAGUCUCUGCAGGAUGAUCGAGAAGAAAUAGAAAAUAAUACUUACCAUAUGCACCCGGCAGGCAUUGUUCUCACUAAGGUUGGUUACUAUACAAUUCCAUCUAUGGAUGACCUUGCUAAAAUUACCAAUGAAAAAGGAGAGUGCAUUGUUUCUGACUUCACUAUCGGUCGUAAAGGUUACGGUUCAAUCUAUUUUGAAGGAGAUGUGAAUUUGACAAAUCUAAAUUUGGAUGAUAUUGUGCAUAUCCGAAGGAAAGAAGUAAUUGUCUACUUAGAUGAUAACCAGAAACCACCUGUGGGUGAAGGGCUAAAUAGGAAGGCUGAAGUUACGUUGGACGGAGUUUGGCCAACAGAUAAAACAUCUCGUUGUUUAAUAAAAAGCCCAGAUCGACUUGCCGAUAUCAACUAUGAGGGAAGAUUGGAAGCAGUUUCAAGGAAACAGGGAGCUCAGUUCAAAGAGUACCGUCCUGAAACGGGUUCUUGGGUGUUUAAGGUCUCCCAUUUUUCUAAGUAUGGCCUUCAGGAUUCUGAUGAAGAGGAGGAGGAACGGCCAUCCAAAACUAGUACAAAAAAGUUGAAGACUGCCCCUUUGCCUCCUGCAGGCCAGGCCACACCAUUCCAGAUGGCUCUUAAUGGCAAACCAGCACCUCCACCCCAGGUAGAGAAAGGACAAUGAAUUUGAAUGGAAUCCGUGAUACAGAAGUUGAAAGCAAGUCAUUCAGCUAGUACAAAGCUGUUUGAUGAUCCCUGGAACUUUGAAGAGUACAAAUGUGUUGGCAAUCACAUUGAGACAAGUAGAAGGGAGGGCAUGUGGUGGUACUGGCAUCUGUUUUUCACUUGAAAGAUUUAAAGAAUUCUCUUGGUGUUUGGAUCAUUCCUUCUACAGAUUGUCAUUCUUAAACACCUCCCUCUCUCUCAGUUGGACUUGCUGAAUUCUCUGCUCAGUGAUCAACUUAAGAUAGCAUUUUGCUUGUGUGGGUUGAUGCAAAGUAAAAUGUACUUUUGUGGACUACCUGAUGUGCAAUUUAAUCUUGUUCUUUACCUCCGUGUUUUUCUUAAAAGUUCACUUAGCUUUCUGCAAGGGUUUUUAACUCCAUUUUUCUCAACUUAUUUGCUUAUACUUCAGGUAAUCUCUUGAUAUUUGUAUUUUAGCAAUAUAUAAUCUUUAUGAAAAUAGAUAAAGUUUUAGAAUACAAAUGAAUUAUUUGGCUUGGGGAGAGUAGGGGCUGCAUUGUUUAUUGCAAUUACUUGUAUCAUACUCUUUAGUAUUGUUCAGCUAGUAUAAACCUUUUGUCCUUUUAGGGAAAGGUUUGUAAUUUAAAUAUCAGGUAGUUUCUUUGCCAACUCAUAAUGAUUUUUACUUUCAUUUGGGUGUUAUUUAGCUUCAAUCAAGUUAUAAAAAAUUUUUUCUUUGCUGCCAUAGAACUUGAUAGAGAAUUUCUUUGUAAAGCAUCCUCUACCUCUCAGCUGCUAAGCAGGACCUUUGGAAUUUUUUGUGCUACAAUUCUUAUGGCUGCUGAUUUGUGAGAUUUUUAUGAUUUAUUAAAUAAUUUCUUGGGAGGCAUUUUCUGGAGAUUGUUGUGUAUAUAUGUCCAUAUUUGCGCGUACAGGGUGAGGGGAGGGUCUUAUAAAAGUGGGAAACGGGAACCAUGUCGACUUUUGUGUUUACAAUCUUUGUAGCAUCUAGAAUACCCCUAAGAAAUCUCUUCUGAACUAAAAAAAUGCUGUAAAUGGACUUGGUUUUCCAAUUAUCCUUGUUCAUUUUGUGUGAAUCAUAUCCUUUGUAUAAUUGCUUUCUUUCCAAAGUGUUUUUUGAUCUUACAUUAUGUGUAUUUCUUAGGAUAAGAGUCAGUUAGCCUUAUAUUCUGCCAAUAAAAGUAAUUAUGUAGGAUCCUAAAGAUACACUUGAAAAAGAAAAGCGUCAUCUGUGGAUGGACAGACAGCAAAUUUAUGUAAUGUUGACCAUCAGUGGUUUUUAGGCUCUUUACUUUCCAGAAUACAAAUAGUAAGAGAUAAUUAUAAAUUCCUGUGAUGACAGACACUUCACUAGGUGAGAGCUUGUUGAAAAGAUGAGCACCCAAAAAUUUCACAAGAACAAGGUUCUAGGAAAAAGAGAUGAUAAGGAUCAAAAUGAGCAAAGAGAAUACAGUGAUUAGGGAUCUUUUUCAGAUACCUCCUUUGAUUGAAGAAGUGGAUGGUCUGACUUUUUGCAUGGGAAAAGCAGAAAUGGGAGAUGUUGGUAGAGUUGUUUAGAAAUUCAGGCUAAUGUGUUAGAACAGUAAUGUGGGACUCUAGAGAACUCUUCAUUCAUAUUGCCCAGUGACCUAAGUGAGGCAGGGGGGAAAUGCCAUUGGUUGCACAGUUUUUAGUUAUUAGUACCAAAGGCCUAGAUUUUACUUGGCGUGAUGAAAAUACUUGAGCCAUGUGAAUGAACUCACAAAAGACAGCAUGAUCUCUUCUCAUCUCAACGUCAAGAUGACUAUCUUCACCCCGUCACCUGGCCCCUGUAGAGGUUGAUUUCCAUGAUAACGAUGUUCCUUUAGUCUGCUGUAGCAUUUUUCUUUUUCCUGUACACAAUCUCAGGUUCUCUCUCUGACUUUGUGGAGUUGGGGGAGUUCUUUAGGUAUUAGGAAGAUUUACAUUUUUGUUCAGUGGUCACGUUUAUUCUACCGCCUUUUAUGUAAUAUCCUCAGUCCCCUCUUUGCAGUUUGUUCUUAAGCCUCGCUUUGCUCCUAAGAGAACAAGUUAAUCUAAGCAACGAGAAAACAUAAAGGAAACUAAAAUUUUAUGUAAUCUUCCCUUCUAUGUCUUUUUAGAGAAAAUGUUAGUGAAAAUUCAUCACACAGAUGAAUUUGGGUGAUUUCAGCAACAUUUUGUUUGGUAGUUAGAACAUUAGUUCCAAAAUGCUGAUCUGAGAUCCAGUUUUCAGCUGACUGCAUCAAUACCUCGGUAAGCUUUGAUUCAUGGGGCUCAGACAUAUUUAUAUUUUAAAUGCUUUUCCCCAGGUGACUGAGAUAUGCAGCCAGGUCACUGUUUAUUGAAAAACCUCAGAUCUUUGGGAUCAGGCAGAGAGAUGUGUAGUUUUUUACCUCAGCCUUAUACUGAAGUGUAACUUGUGUUUAGUAUCAUCAAGGCAGACUAGUUGACUUGCUCAGCAAUUUAGCAUUGUUCACUCAGUAUAUUCAAUUAAAUUUUAAAAAAUUUUUAAAGGAAAAAAGUGAUUAAGAUUUAGAAGAGUAUUCCAUUGCGUCUUGUGUACACUUAAAAAAAAAUAAGAUGGCAGCUAUUUAAACUUAUCCAAUGAAUCAAUAUAUUUUAAUAUAUAUUUUAUAUUUUUAUGUAGUUUAUAUAUAUUGCAUAUAUAUAAAAUAAUUCUGUAGCCACAAGCCUCUUUGCUUCAGAUAUUAAUGUUAUAGAGUCCUAUGCCUUCUGUAGUAAUAUCCCUGAAUGUAUGUGUGGAAACAUACACACUUAACUUUGAUGUGCCCUUGAAACUCUGACAUGGAUUUUCUCUUGAGAAUGCAAUAUUGUUGAUAAGGCUGAUUUUCCACCAAAAUGAAUAUAAAACAUUCUUUGUCCUUAGAAGACUAGUUGUUUUGGAGGCGGGCAACGGUAGUGUUUAUACUGGGUUAAAGUAUUUUGAUGAGAGGACAGUAUGAAUUAUUUUCAAACCUGUUUGACCGUGGACUGGUUGUUUACCAUUUGCUAAAUAAUGGUGUCUUGAUUUUACUAUACCUGCUUGAAUUACUUGACCUGCUGGAUUAAGAGAUGAGAUGAUCCAUCUUUAGGGUACUGGCAGAGCUUUGUUUGUAUGAGGAAGAUUCUUUUGAGUUGGAGAGUGGAGGUUUGUCAAAUCAUUAAAAGUUCAGUCGUGAAAUCUCAUCCUCCAUAUAUCUUAAUAGUCAUUUUACAGAUAUUAUCUGGGUACUGGGUAUUUGGAAUGUACUGUGCUGAUAUUUAGACAUAAAUAAGAUACCCCCCGUUCAGGAGAUUACAGUGUAGGAAAGAGAGGUUUAGAAUGAUACUCUAUUUGGCUGCUUCUCCCAUUUCUUUUCCAUAGACCUCCCAGGGGCUUCCUUUUUUUUUCCUCCUCAAUUCCUUUUGAGCCAUCAUUUUUUUAUUAGUCUACUUUUCUUUCCAGGACUGGCUUUGGAAAAACACCUGAUCUCCCAAGAUUUCUCUGAAAAUAAGUACUCAGACUUAUGUAUACUUGUUCACGUAUAGGUGGUGCUAGGAGCUUACCAGAUCCUCAUAGUUUCAUAGUAAUUCACUUCCCCCUUGUCCACUUAUUAGAUGAUAUCUCAUAGCUUUGAAAUCUAUGCAUGAGGGUGGAGCGAAUAAAACCUUGAUCUUUAGCGUUCUUCUUAAAGAUAUGCAGGGUGUCUUAGGUCUCUAAUCUAGUUAUUUGAUGAAAUCUUCCAUUUUGCCUAAAAAUGUUCUAAGGGAAUCUCUCAUGCGUUAAUGUUAUUCCUGUGUUGAGUAGUGUAAUAAGUUGGAACCAUCCUCUCUCUUCUUUCUUUCCUCCCACUUUUCCUCUCUCCUUUUUAUUCUUUCAUAGUUAUUAAUUGCUUUUUUCACUGUGUGCCAGGCACUGCCUUAGGCAAUAAAAAUAGCAAAGAAAGUGUUCAGUGAAUGUUGAAUUUAAUGAUGUGCUUGGUGUUGCAUAUAGAAAACAGUAGGCCAUAAUCUCUGUUUUCAAGCCUUGACAAUCUGGUGGGGCAAAGACAGAUAUGCAAGAAAUUAUAAUACAUCGUGAUACAUUGUAUAAAAUAGAUAGAGACUUGGUGUUGUGGGAGCCCAACAAAGGACAGUAUCCUAACUGACAGAUUGUCAGAGAGAGGGUGGGGAGUUUCAGAACUUUUCUUAAAAGUGAAUUGGUUUAAAAUUAACACAUUAGGGAACCAUUGGGAUAAGAGUGUUCCCAUAAUUCUUGUAAUUAUAAUAGGAGCAUCGUCACCAGGGUUGCAACCCGCCCCCCCCCCAUUCAAAACAUCAAA
Equus caballus (horse) is the source of this 7299-nucleotide messenger RNA. Lineage: Eukaryota; Metazoa; Chordata; Mammalia; Perissodactyla; Equidae. The record is from RefSeq and is a predicted model, not a curated record.